GCUGCCCUUUCUCCGCAGCGUGAUCUAUGCGGCUCCUUUCCUCUGCCCUCUUCUUGCAGGGAGAGGCUGGUGGCAACAGGACGAGCUGGAUGGAUGGGUAUGGGGAGAAGGGCAGGACGCUCAGCCCUGGGAUUCUGGCCGACGCUCGCCGUCCUGCUCUGCAGCUUCCCGGCAGCCACCUCCCCGUGCAAGAUCCUCAAGUGCAACUCUGAGUUCUGGAGCGCCACGGCGGGCAGCCACGCCCCGGCCGCCGACGACACCCCCGAGUUCUGCGCGGCGCUGCGCACCUACGCGCUGUGCACGCGGCGCACGGCCCGCACCUGCCGGGGCGACCUGGCCUACCACUCUGCCGUCCAUGGCAUCGAGGACCUCAUGAGCCAGCACAACUGCUCCAAGGAUGGCCCCACGGCCCAGCCGCGCCUGCGCACGCUGCCGCCGCCGCCGGGAGACAGCCAGGAGCGCUCCGACAGCCCCGAGAUCUGCCACUACGAGCGCAGCUUCCACAAGCACUCGGCGGCGCCCAAGUACACGCACUGCGGCCUCUUCGGGGACCCGCACCUGCGGACGUUCACCGACCGCUUCCAGACCUGCAAGGUGCAGGGCGCCUGGCCGCUCAUCGACAAUAAUUACCUGAACGUGCAGGUCACCAACACACCUGUGCUACCCGGCUCGGCGGCCACUGCCACCAGCAAGCUCACCAUCAUCUUCAAGAACUUCCAGGAGUGCGUGGACCAGAAGGUCUACCAGGCCGAGAUGGACGAGCUGCCGGCCGCCUUUGCCGACGGCUCCAAGAACGGUGGGGACAAGCACGGGGCCAGCAGCCUGAGGAUCACGGAGAAGGUGUCGGGCCAGCACGUGGAGAUCCAGGCCCGCUACAUCGGCACCACCAUCGUGGUGCGCCAGGUGGGCCGCUACCUGACGUUCGCGGUGCGCAUGCCGGAGGAGGUGGUCAACGCGGUGGAGGACCGGGACAGCCAGGGCCUCUACCUGUGUCUGCGCGGCUGCCCCCUCAACCAGCAGAUCGACUUCCAGGCCUUCCGCGCCAGCGCCGGGGGCCCGGGGCUGCUGCCCGUCCCCACCCAAGGCUGCGUUGUGGCGCGAGCAGCGGGGCCUGGGGCCCGAGCCCUGAGCGUCCCUGGCUCGGCCCUGCCGCGGUCCUGCGGCCACACGGGAGGCACUCGCCGCUGGUAG
Condylura cristata (star-nosed mole) is the source of this 1191-nucleotide messenger RNA. RefSeq names its product repulsive guidance molecule family member a (gene RGMA). Gene Ontology annotation, molecular function: coreceptor activity. NCBI's taxonomy places the organism in Eukaryota, Metazoa, Chordata, Mammalia, Eulipotyphla, Talpidae. The record is from RefSeq and is a predicted model, not a curated record. Bases 94 to 1191 code for a protein of 365 amino acids. Gene Ontology annotation, cellular component: plasma membrane. Gene Ontology annotation, biological process: BMP signaling pathway. The transcript has 4 exons.